AUGGACGUGGCGUCUGGAGUCCAGUUAUACCUGGGAUGGGCAGGUCAGAUCAUUCUGCUUUGGCUGCUGGCCCCCCUGUGGCUGCCCGCCUGCCUCGUCUUCCUGGGCUGCACACUGACAUGGUCGCUGAUCUUCAACUUGCGCAAGGCCAAGUAUGAAUUGAAGAUCACCAAAGAGGUGUUGCCACCCGAUGCAAAGUCAGCCACAGUGACCACGCCGGAUGGUGUAGAGCUGCGCUACUGCACCGCCGUCAUCCGGAAUGAGGGCGGCGGAGUCCCACCACAAGACGCUGAAAAGGUCGUCAUCUUUUGCAAUCCCUUGGGCCAGAAAGGCUUUGCUUCGUGGGGAAGCGUUAUCGCGAGCAUCGCCCAAGCCUGGGGCCCUGGGACGCUCCUCCUUUGCUGGGACUACCGAGGUUUUUUCGAAUCUCAGGACCCGAAGCGCCUUAGAACGGUGGACGUUAGAAAUCAUGCCGAGGAUGCUGCCGUCGUUCUGCGUGAAGUGGUCGGCGAUCGACCCGCGGACCUCCUGGUGGGCCACAGCAUGGGCGUGCAAGUUGGGUUGGAGUUCGCCUUGCUCUUCCCUGACAAGGUGGGAUCUUUGAUCCUCCUCAACGGAACCUACGGCCAAGCACUUCAGACGGGCUUCCAACCCGUGCUCCGGCUUCCCUACGUGGGCGGCUUGCUCAGCAGCGUCAUCUUCUGGCUUCUGGAGCAAGGCCACGAGCAGAUUCUCGAAUCGAUGCGGAUCUGCCUCAACCCCUUCAUCGGGCUCUUCUUCCGCCUGCUGACGCUUCUCUUUGGGAGCCGCGCACUUGCGGAGUUCUACGGCAAGGACUACAUGCACCAGGUGUGGGACCACUACUUGGGUGGGAUUUGCUCCAACACCAAGAGCAUGAAGGCCUUCCUGCGCGGCUUCCAGGUCCUUGAUGCGCAUUCCACAGGCCAUCUCCUGCAUGAGCUUGGGCACCCGACUUUGCUUAUUGCUGGUAUCUGGGACUUCUUGACACCGGCAUACAACAUGGUCACCAUGAAUCGUGCCAUGCGAAACGCUCGGCUUGUUGUCGAUACCCUGUCCGGACACUUCACCUGCCUGGAGCAUCCGGAGCUGGCAAUGGCGGAGGUGAACGAUUUCCUCACUUUCGAGGUCCCGCACUUCAAGAGACUGAGCACCUUUGACUUCGAGAUGCACGCGUAUGAAAGAUUAGCGAUGGCAAUGGCAGGGAUGAGCCGAAAACAGGGCUCUAUGGUGGCCUACCAGGCUGCGUGUGCCUGCUCGGGUGUGAAGGUCAUGACCUACGGUGGGCCAAUGCAGAUUACAAACUGUCACUGCGACGCCUGCCAUGCUGCGACGGGCCACUCGUACGCAAUCUGGGCUGCGUACCCCUUGUCUCGUACUCUCAUCACGGUGAACAGCCCUCUCCGUUCUUUCCGCAUCAGCGAGAACGGUGCUGACCGUUUCUUCUGCGGCCGCUGUGGCUGCAGUGUGGCAAUGCAGUACCACCCAAACUCUGUAUGGCCUGAAUACCACACCCUGUGGCUAGCGCGACACUUUGCAGAGUUGACAGGAGGCUGUGAUGAGGUCCACAUCUUCCGAGAGGACGAGCCCAUGGACAGUGCGCCGCUGCCCACCACCGAGGAGUUUCAGAUGCCUCCCGGACCGCGACAAGACCAAGGGUCUGCGGAGCCGGUAGCUGCCGGUGAAGAGGCUCACUUGCGGAUCCUGGAUCCCAAGUUGGAGUUCCUUCCCCCUAGCGGGUGGCUGGGCGUCCAGCGACCACCCUGGCUGAUGGCUGAAGGGAAAUGA
This is a messenger RNA of Symbiodinium sp. CCMP2592, 1806 nucleotides long. Lineage: Eukaryota; Dinophyceae; Suessiales; Symbiodiniaceae. The record is from the annotation of a GenBank genome assembly.